AUGGAUGGGGACGAGUUGAUCGCCUCGGUCUUCCGCAAGAUCGAGCGGGAGAAGGCCCUCAUCACCGCUGCCAGUAACAUGCGGCAGUCGACCGACAAUCCCCUCGUGCAACAGAGAGUCGACGCCAACAUUCGCGAUGGCCGCAAGAAUAUCGCUUACCUGGAGGAGAAAAUGAGAGAAUUGCAAAUCCGUCAGAUGAACCAGGAAGGCGGCUCACCUGGUCAGCGCGGAGGCCCGGCUCCCCCGCCCAAAGACCCCGGAUACGCUGGCGAGCACGGUGAUGGUCACUACCCUCAAGGUGGCUCUGGCUCGAUGCCAUCCGGUGCCCCAUACUCCGAUCCCCGACCUCAUGCUCCGAUCCCGAAGGCGAGGCCCAACUACACGAAGCUAGAUCUGAUCAAGUAUGACACUCCAUAUCUCGGACCGAAGAUUCAACUCAUGCUGUCUCAAUUGGAGUUCAAGCUGAGCGUGGAAAUGCAGUAUAAAGCCGGUAUCGAAAAGAUGGUCCGCCUGUACCAGGAUGAGGGCGACCGAAAGAGUCGAGCUGAUGCCGAGGGCCGUCGCAUUGAGAGUAACCAAAAGAUUCAGCUUUUAAAGCAGGCUCUCAAGCGAUAUGAGGAUCUUCAUGUUGAUAUUGAAUCCUCCGAUGCGCCAGACGAUGAGAGUCUUAGUAGCCCGAAUAUGCGCAAGCCGCUGACAGGUCUGCUGACAAUGCGCAUCCAUGCGGUCAAGGACGUGGACCAUGCGGCGGGCUCGCGAUUUUCGCGAGGACCAGAGACAUACAUUGUCGUCAAGGUUGAAGACACGAUCAAAGCGAGAACCAAGGCCACCCGAAACGAUAAAUGGCUGGACGAAGGCUUCUCCAUGGAUAUCGAUAAGGCAAACGAGAUCGAAUUAACUGUUUAUGACAAGUCGGGAGAUCGCCCAGUCCCAAUCGGUAUGCUGUGGGUGCGCAUCUCUGACAUCGCGGAGGAGAUGCGUCGCAAGAAAAUCGAGACGGAGCUUAAUGCAUCUGGCUGGGUAUCCGCAGAUAAGAUGGGCGAUAGCGGAUCCCCUCGACAUGACCAAGCUGGUUCUCCCAUGGGUUCUUCGCAUGGCCCUAGCUCCGGAGGACGCCCGGGCACCUCGGGGCAUGGUGGACAUGGACACCACGGUGGAGAGAGCUCAAAUGCUCCCCCGACUGUGAUGAUCGAUUCAUGGUUUGCUCUGGAACCGGUUGGCCGAGUUCAGCUUCAAAUGAGCUUCGCCAAACAAUUGAAGGACCGCCGUCCCUUUGACAUUGGUCUUAACCGUCAAGGUGCUGUGCGCCAAAAGAAGGAGGAGGUUCACGAGAAGCAAGGCCACAAGUUCGUCACCCAGCAGUUUUACAACAUUAUGCGCUGUGCACUGUGUGGAGAAUUCCUCAAGUAUGCUGCCGGCAUGCAAUGUGCGGAUUGCAAGUACACCUGCCACCGCAAGUGUUACCCCAAGGUUGUCACCAAGUGUAUCAGCAAAGCCAACUACGAGACCGAUCCGGACGAGGAGAAGAUCAACCACCGCAUUCCCCACCGAUUCGAAGGCUUUUCCAACAUCUCGGCGAACUGGUGUUGCCACUGUGGCUAUCUGCUUCCCUUUGGGCGCAAAAACGCCAAGCGCUGCUCUGAAUGUAGUCUUACGUGCCAUGCUCAAUGCACUCACCUUGUGCCCGAUUUCUGUGGAAUGACGAUGGAAGCCGCCAACCAAAUUCUAGAGACAUUGAUUCGCACCAAGCAUCACAACAAGUCUGCCUCUGUUAGUUCUGGCCUCAGCAACCGUACCCUUCGAGCAGGCGGUCCGCCCCAGCCCGCUCAAGACAACGCUGCCCUCUCCUACCCCCAGAAGCCGAUGGAAGGACCCUACGGGGCUAUUCCUAGACAACCCUCCGCAGAAGCGGUAAACGCUGCCACUAACUCAUUCAUGACUCCACAGUCACCAACAGCUACACAGGCUGCGCAGCGCCUACAGAUGCCACCGAAAUCGCCCACUGGACCUGCCGCCGCCGCCGCCGCCGCAGCCGCCGCGGCUACCGGGCUACGUAGCCCCCAGCAAGCCCCAACUGAAAUGGGCCGUCCUAUGCCGCCACCCCAGGCACCUCCGCAGCCUCAACACGCCCAUUAUGACCCAUCCGCUUAUGCAAAUUUCCCGCAUCAGCCUCCUCCCCAGGCUAUGCAGAAGGUGCAGCCUGCGGCUUACCCAAUGGCCCCGCCUCCGCAGCCCAUACAUCAGCAGAUGCCCCCGCAACAGCAAGUUGCCCCCCUGCCAAGGACGACGGUCAUGUUGGCUGAAACAAAGAGCUCCCGCAAGUUGUAUGCCAUCAAGGUACUGAAGAAGGAAUUCAUUAUCGAGAACGAUGAAGUGGAGAGCACCAAGUCCGAGAAGCGUGUUUUCCUGAUCGCAAACAAGGAACGUCACCCCUUCCUUCUCAACUUGCACGCUUGUUUCCAAACCGAAACUCGUGUUUAUUUCGUCAUGGAGUAUAUCAGUGGUGGUGAUCUCAUGUUGCACAUUCAGCGUGGCCAAUUCGGCCUCAAGAGAGCACAAUUCUAUGCCGCCGAGGUCUGCUUGGCACUCAAGUACUUCCACGAGAACGGUGUCAUCUACCGUGACUUGAAGCUCGAUAACAUUUUGCUGACCCUGGAUGGUCACAUCAAAAUUGCUGAUUAUGGUCUUUGCAAGGAGAACAUGUGGUAUGGUGGUACAACUAGCACGUUCUGUGGUACUCCUGAAUUCAUGGGCCCAGAAAUUUUGCUGGACAAGAAGUAUGGACGGGCUGUGGAUUGGUGGGCGUUCGGUGUUCUCAUCUACCAGAUGCUUUUGCAGCAGUCUCCGUUCCGUGGUGAAGAUGAGGAUGAAAUCUACGAUGCCAUUCUUGCCGAUGAGCCUCUCUACCCCAUUCACAUGCCUCGCGACUCCGUUUCGAUUCUCCAGAAGCUGUUGACUCGUGAGCCCGAGUUGCGCCUGGGCUCCGGUCCCACCGAUGCCCAAGAAGUUAUGUCUCAUGCCUUCUUCCGCAACAUCAACUGGGAUGACAUCUACCACAAGCGGGUCCCCCCGCCAUUUAUCCCCACAAUCAGCAGUCCUACCGAUACAAGCAACUUCGACCAGGAGUUCACCAGUGUGACACCAGUCCUGACGCCUGUUCCUCGCCGCCUGGGACUUUUCGCAACUUACUGCAUCCCUCGCCACGAACCAAAGACUAUCAUCAAUUCACGCCCUUCUCCUUCUCCUGCUACCCUGGUCCUGUCACGACCGGCGGUUGUAGCUUCAACCCUCGACCAUUCCAAGGAGCCGGCAAGCUCCUCAGCGCUGUACACCGUUCCUGACACGAUUGCUCAUUUUAACGAACAGGGUCAGAUGGCGGCCUCGGCCCAAAAACGAGUCUUCCUCGCCGAUGAAACAGAGCAUCAUCACCCGGAUAAGCGAGUUGAAUUUGAGCCGGAGAACUCUGCAACUCAUGGCGAGCAGCCCGAAGACACCGACGUCAGUGAGGACGAAAAUUGGGAAACGGACCCGCCGUCUUCCCCUGAAUACAAGAUUUAUAGUGCGAGUGAUGAUAGCGAUAACAGCGAUUCUUCUUCCUCGCUAUGCGUACAGCGAUCGAAGAGGGCUCCCUUGAAUCCCUCAGCCAAGAACGGCCGCCUGGUAAAGCCAAAAGCCAAAAAGGCCAGGAAGAAGAGGGGAUCUGAUUCGGAUAAGUCAAUGUCUGAGCCAAGUGACCUCGACUAUGAGAGCGAGGAAGAGUACUUUGUCCUGAGAGGAGAGCGCGAGGAUAUACUCAAGAAUAGGCUGACCCGAGAAAGGGCUAAGCGUCUACUUGAUGCUGUAGAGCUCCCUCAAGGCCAUGACCUGUCACCAGACGAACAGCGGACUGCCCACCAACUUCUUACUCGUGGCUGCAUGCCGACCAUUCACAGACACUGGGAGAAAGAUUUCUCUACCCUUCCAGAGUCGCUGUUCUUUUCUGGGGUAGAUUACAAAAUCAAACUUAACGAAUUUAACUUCGUCCUUGGAAACGAUCAGUGUUCCGAAUUUUACGCGAUUCGUGCCUUUCAAGAGCUUCUAAAGAUAUGUGGCAAUGUGAGGGACUACUGCAAUAUCCUUGAUAUCAGUCCUGAGAUCUAUAUCAAGAAAUCAAUAGAGAAAUACUUGCGUUGGGCAUUGAGCGAUGCCGGUGUCAGAGUCAAGCCGGACACAACCCCUGUGCACGUCAUCUAUUGCAAACGUGACGACGAAAUGUCAAAAGAAGCCUUUGACAAAGUUGCUACAAUAUUGAAUAAGCUAUCCGAUACCUGGCAGAGUCAACUCGCUGCACCCCAUAAUGGCGAACAAGCCUGGCCGGCAUUGAUCGCCCUCGUCAUCUGUGGACCUGUUCUUUCUGUCAUCUCUCUGGACACCAAUCCCCAUCCCCAAACCCUAACACAUGGACUCAAGUUCCUUGGUCAUUUCGAUCUUGCAGAUCUUGAUAAUGAUGUCUGGAAUACCCUAGCUGUCGCGAUCCUCAUCAUGCACAUCAAAAGGACCGUGGCCAAGCUCGCAAAGGCCUACGGUGACAAGUUUGUGACCUCGACCUUUGACCUUGCCGUAGAUUCCCUGGAUCCCGAUCGUUAA
Messenger RNA from Penicillium robsamsonii, 4626 nucleotides. It is a transcript of the gene pkcA, whose product is annotated as protein kinase c. Gene Ontology annotation, biological process: protein phosphorylation; fungal-type cell wall biogenesis; signal transduction. Gene Ontology annotation, molecular function: diacylglycerol-dependent serine/threonine kinase activity; ATP binding. The record is from RefSeq and is a predicted model, not a curated record. Bases 1 to 4626 code for a protein of 1541 amino acids. The transcript is spliced from 11 exons. Lineage: Eukaryota; Fungi; Ascomycota; Eurotiomycetes; Eurotiales; Aspergillaceae.